GAGGCUGAGGCGGCCCCUGGGUCUAGUAACCCACCGACGUCUCCUGAGCUGCAGAGACUGAGGUCUGAGAGAAGGAGAGACCUGAGUACUCGCAGGAGGAGUGCUCGCCUUCGGGCGAAACGGGGAGGUGAGUCGCCGGGGGAUCAGGACCGGCCGCUACCCCGACAAAGAUAAAAGGCUGUCAGACCCCGCCCCAGGUUGCGGGAGCUACAUUGCUGUAUGCUAGAUCCUGCCUGAGAACCUGUACCUGUCCUUGCCUCGUGUCCUGCCUUGGCCCUGUCAGACUGACUCCUAGCAGAACCUUCAGAUUCUGGACCGGUCCUGGACCGCGUUUCAUGGGUUACCCCUGGGCCCAGCACACUCUGCCUUCAGGAGUAGCAAUGGCUCUCCAUGUAGUUAUUGCAAGCCUGUUUUUUUGUCCUCCAAUGAUUCUGAAACUCUGGGAAUAAACAUUGCUUGAUUUGGCUUGGCGUUUUCCACUCUGCACAUCAUGACUUGUCAGUUAUUGAUCAGCAAGUCCUGGCUUCAACUGGGGUCAAUCAGUCCACCUCUAAUUUGGGUUCAUUCCAACCUGUAAAUAAAGUCACAUGGCUAACCACAUAGGAGACAACUGAUGAGAUGCCAGAGGAGGAGAGAUGUGAUUGGCUGGGGACAGAGGGGUGUUGUCCCCUGCUCCAAUGGACCUCUUCCUGAUCACACGUUCCACGGCUGGUUUCCACCCAGGCUUGCUCAUAAAUUGCCACACCAACUGGAAGCAAGGAACGCUCGCAUCUAACGGUCCUGUUUGCAAUUCAGCUGAGAUCCCCAGAGGCAUUAGGCUCAAAGAAGUCUCUCCUCUCGCAACCAUGGAAGAUUACUUCUCUGCGGUCCGCAAGAUGGAGCAGACAGUGAUGUUCCCCAGCGUUCUCCAGGGCGUCCCCUUGGAAUGGCAGGACAGCAUGCCUGAGGCUGACUCGGGCGGCAAAGAUCUGUAUGAUUAUUACACACUGCUGAAAUCCAUCAAGCUGGUGGUGGAAGGUGGCUUGAUGCCUCUCAAUAACCAGAACCCUGAUGUCGCCAGCCGUCUGAAAGAACAGGAAGAGAAAGAGAGGCAGAACCCUGAAGGCUAUUUCUAUUACCACGUGUCCAGCUUGUAUCGCGUCCUCGCACAGCUGACAACGAGAGCCAACGCCGUCACCUCCAAAUACAAUGAAAUUAUGGGGCAGAUCAAGCAGGGCGAAAUUCAUCUCAGCUGAUGAGAAAUGCAUGGUGCAAAGAGCAAAGGUUAUGCUGGCACUGUCUCCCAGAGUCCAAAUUCACGAAGCGGACAUGUCUUGCUGUACGUUCUUCCAUAGGACUUUCUGGUGCAACGAGCUCUGUGAUGCAGAAAAUACAUGACGAUUUCAAUUCCUGAUACCUGAAUUGAUAGGGUAUAUAGAGUGGGAGGGAAGCUUAAAUUAUUUUAAUGCAUAUUUAAUAUUUUAUGUAACCCGCUUAGAGGGUUUGAUGAUUGAGUGGCUUAUAAAUCUUACAAAGUAAACUAAAUGCCAAACAUGUCUAUGGCCCUAUAUGAUUCAAAGAGGAUGUUUUGAAAUUGGCUCACGUCCUACUGAUUGCAUUGUCUCUGAUGACUAAUACUUGCAAUUCACUUCCGUAAAGGUAAACUUUAUUUUACUGUUUUGUACGUAAGUGAAUUUUGAGCCGAUGAGCUCACUGUCAAUAAAAAGACUAAUUCUGAAGAGCGCCUCAUUUUCUUUCAUUAAUUUACACACUGUUCUGUUUGUAGUAUUUAGAAGUUAGGCUGAAACCUGUUUG
Podarcis raffonei (Aeolian wall lizard) is the source of this 1794-nucleotide messenger RNA. Its product is annotated as thyroid hormone-inducible hepatic protein-like. Bases 678 to 1235 code for a protein of 185 amino acids. Lineage: Eukaryota; Metazoa; Chordata; Lepidosauria; Squamata; Lacertidae. The transcript is spliced from 2 exons. Gene Ontology annotation, cellular component: cytosol. The record is from RefSeq and is a predicted model, not a curated record. Gene Ontology annotation, biological process: regulation of lipid biosynthetic process.